AUGGAGGGCACCGAAAACAACGAACAAUCGAAUGCCCUACCCGCCGAUAGGACAAUUGCUUCGAGCUCUCGGAUGAUACAAGUCGAGGGCGCUGGUACUUCACCGGUGGAAAACUCGUCGAUCUCAAAGCAGUCAUCGAAUAUAGCGACUCACAAUAGUAGAGAGCAGAGUCAACUGUAUGAGCAAAAUUACCAUUCUCGUAUAAUUCCUGGAGAGUUGUCGAGCUUGCGGUGUCCCAAAAGUGCUAAUUCUCAAAUUGUCAAAGCCAUGGAGGAAGAGAUUAAAAGAAAUCACUACAAAACCUCAGACGACGGAAAAGAAUUUAGGUUCAGGUGGGAUAAUACUUCAACGUAUUAUUUAGCGAAGAACUGUUGCGAGAUUGGUCCUUUUUUGGGGUUUGAAAACAUAAAGCCAGAGCCGUCGUUCAAACUAGAGACUAGCUCCCUCAUCUCUCUCAAAUGGUCCUGUGUUUUGUAUAAUCUGUUGAUGUCGAUCAAGUUCAAAGGCAACAUAGUUCCAACGGAACUGCAACUGAAGACCAGGGUCAAAUAUUUGGUGGAUAGCGCCAACAAUAAAAUCAUAGCCGGCACUACUGGAGAUGAGAAGAAUCCCUGCACCAUAACCGGUGAUGACAAGACAGACGAGCUGAUAGAGGAUCUUGCAAAGCUCAAAAAUGCUGCUGAUACACGUCGAACAGAGAUUCAAAAGCUCGAUGCCCAGCGUCAGUCUUACAAACGAGACAUAGGGAAGGCCUUAUGUAAUAAUUCCCUCCCUCAAGUGAUGCAAGAUAGGCAAGCAACAGAUCUAGAACGUUCUUUCUCGGCUACCGAUGAUGUCAACGCCCCAAACAUGCGGACUAUUUCCAAGAGACGCAGGGUGAACGGAGCUGCUUCAGCCUUGCUUUCAGACGUGGAGAAUUCAAAUUCUAGCAUCCACUCAGAGUUGCAGCAAGACCAUAUAACAUUGUUAGGCCACUUUGAAACAGUGUUAAAUAGUAUGAACCAGGCUAAGCAAGUUGAGAUGGCACUAGAGAAGGAAAAGAUUGCACUGGAGAGAGAAAAGAUUGCACUGGAGAUGGAAUUAGAGAAGGAAAAGAUUGCAUUGGAGAGAGAAAAGAUUGCACUUGAAAAGGAAAAAGUCAAGAACCUUCGUGUAACUUCACUGAUGACCACUUAUUUGCAAUACCAUGAAAAGCUUGAAAAUACUAGCCCAGAACUAGCAAAACUGAUAGGCGACCAGUGGCGUGUUAUCUCUUUUAAUGAAACCACGUCAUAA
Lachancea sp. 'fantastica' is the source of this 1275-nucleotide messenger RNA. The record is from the annotation of a GenBank genome assembly. Lineage: Eukaryota; Fungi; Ascomycota; Saccharomycetes; Saccharomycetales; Saccharomycetaceae.